Molecule: messenger RNA, 2056 nt
Organism: Sciurus carolinensis (gray squirrel)
Lineage: Eukaryota; Metazoa; Chordata; Mammalia; Rodentia; Sciuridae
Gene: Elk3
Product: ETS transcription factor ELK3
Exons: 5
Coding region: 399-1622 (407 amino acids)
Biological process (GO): cell differentiation; regulation of transcription by RNA polymerase II
Cellular component (GO): nucleus
Molecular function (GO): DNA-binding transcription factor activity, RNA polymerase II-specific; sequence-specific DNA binding
Source: RefSeq, a predicted model, not a curated record
GGGCGUGCGGGCGUGCGGGCGGGCGCGCGGGGCCCGGCGGCGGAGUAUGCGCGGGUCUCGGCGGGCAGCCCCGGCUCACAGCCGCGGCCCGGGCGCGCGGCGCGGGGCGGAAAAGCCUGUUUACACAGACUGCACACCGCCUGGGGAAUAAUGCAGUAAAGGAAGUGAGCCGGCUCGGCCUGACUGCUCCAACUUCCUGCUCUCACACACACCAGAGGGGGAAAAAAAAAGAAAGAGGAGCGAGAGAAAGAAAAAAAAGGGGGAAAAAUCAGGAUCUCAUUACAGGAGCAACAGACCGUCUGCAGACGCCUGUCAGCAUGGAAAGUCGGGGGCUUUCGCCCGGGUCCUCCUAGAAAUUCCCCCGGAGAAGGAUCUUGAAAGCUCCCCCACAUCUGGGUAUGGAGAGUGCAAUCACGCUGUGGCAGUUCCUGUUGCAGUUGCUGCUGGACCAGAAACACGAGCAUCUGAUCUGCUGGACCUCGAACGAUGGUGAAUUCAAGCUCCUCAAAGCAGAAGAAGUGGCCAAGCUGUGGGGACUCCGCAAAAACAAGACAAAUAUGAACUACGACAAGCUGAGCAGAGCGCUGCGAUACUACUAUGACAAGAACAUCAUCAAGAAGGUGAUUGGGCAGAAGUUUGUGUACAAGUUCGUCUCUUUCCCAGAGAUCCUGAAAAUGGAUCCUCACGCGGUGGAGAUCAGCCGGGAGAGCCUUUUGCUGCAGGACAGUGACUGUAAGGUCCCUCCCGAGGGCCGCGAGGCCCACAAGCACGGCUUGUCCGCCCUCAAAAGCACAAGCCGCAACGAAUACAUCCACUCAGGCCUGUACUCGUCCUUCACCAUUAACUCCCUGCAGAACCCCCCAGAGACCUUCAAGGCCAUCAAGACAGAGAAGCUGGAGGAGCCGCCCGAGGACAGUCCCCCAGUGGAAGAAGUCAGGACUGUGAUCAGGUUUGUGACCAAUAAAACCGAGAAGCACAUCACCAGGCCGGUGGUGUCCCUGCCUUCCACGCCCGAGGCCACGGCGGCGUCCGCCUUCCUGGCCUCCUCUGUCUCAGCCAAGAUCUCCUCUUUAAUGUUGCCAAAUGCCGCCAGCAUCUCAUCAGCCUCGCCCUCCUCCUCUCGGUCCCCAUCCCUGUCCCCCAACUCACCGCUCCCGUCUGAACACAGAAGCCUCUUCCUGGAGGCUGCCUGCCAUGACUCGGAUUCCCUGGAGCCCUUGAACCUGUCGUCAGGCUCCAAGACCAAGUCUCCAUCUCUUCCCCCAAAGGGCAAAAAGCCCAAAGGCUUGGAAAUCUCUGCGCCCCCGCUGGUGCUCUCGGGCACCGAUCUCGGCUCCAUCGCGCUCAACAGCCCAGCCCUGCCCUCGGGAUCCCUCACCCCAGCCUUCUUCACUGCACAGACACCAAAUGGACUGCUUCUGACCCCGAGUCCACUGCUCUCCAGCAUACACUUCUGGAGCAGCCUUAGUCCAGUUGCUCCAUUGAGUCCUGCCAGGCUGCAAGGGCCAAACACGCUGUUCCAGUUCCCCACACUGCUUAACAGCCAUAUGCCAGUGCCAAUCCCCAGUCUGGACAGAGCUGCUUCUCCAGUACUGCUUUCUUCAAGCUCUCAGAAAUCCUGAUGACGUCUGGCUGCAAUUAAGGACUCAUUAACUGAUCAAAUUUGUCCCCAUGGGCUAGUUUACCUGUGUCAUGAGAAGGACAUUGUGAAACCCUGUCAAUUUGGUUUGCACUUUUCAUAACAUGGACAGUCUACAUUUAUGUUAGCAUUUUAAAAACUUUUUUUAUAUAUUCAAGUAUAUAUGAAAAUCCGUUUGCAUUAAGUGACUUUUAAUGUUUUGUUUUUAUAUCCUCUUAGCUCUUAAGUGUUGAACACUGUUGACAGUGAAGAACUUUUCUUAAUGUUUUCAAUAUAACUAAUAAGGAUGUGAACCUUUUUUCUCUUUAAUUCUGCAUAUGCUGAACUGUGCUUGUAUACACACUAUAACCAGCUGUGCCUUCCUUUGCAUUUAGUUUUAUGUAAAUGAUUUAUAUAUUUUUAGUAUUAAGAGAAAAU